Molecule: messenger RNA, 1322 nt
Organism: Rhipicephalus sanguineus (brown dog tick)
Lineage: Eukaryota; Metazoa; Arthropoda; Arachnida; Ixodida; Ixodidae
Exons: 3
Coding region: 36-1322 (428 amino acids)
Biological process (GO): DNA integration
Molecular function (GO): nucleic acid binding
Source: RefSeq, a predicted model, not a curated record
UUAAGCUAACAGAAUCAAGCUCAAAACUCUGCACGAUGAGCACGCCGUAUGGGCGCUAUCGGUUUCUUCGAAUGCCCUUCGGCAUCGCGUCAGCUCCAGAAAUCUUUCAAGCAGCUAUGCAUCGCAUUCUGGAAGGCUUGCCGUGCGUAGUCGUGAUAAUGGACGACAUACUGCUUUGGGGCCGCACAAAAGAGGAGCACGACCACAACCUGUCACUUUUGUUAUUACGCUGUCGCGAAAACAACCUCAAGCUUAAUCUAAAGAAAUGCACUUUUUUGCAGCCUGAAGUCCGCUACCUCGGGCACAUUCUUAGCACUGAAGGCCUCCGCCUGGACCCAGGUCGAGUGAAGGACAUACUGGAAAUGGAAGAGCCAAAGAAUUCUUCGCAGCAGCGUCUGAGGGACCUUCGUGCGGCAACGAAUGACGAUCCUGCCCUGGUCAAGCUUCGAGGUUACGCCGAAACAAGCUGGCCUGAAAAGAGCGAGGUGCCCGAAAGUGUUCGUCAGUACUGGUCCUACAAAGAGGAACUGCACACACAGGAUGGUCUUGUUUUUCGCAGCAACAAGGUAAUCCGUGAACUCCGGCAGAGCACUGCUAGUGCUCUGACAUUAUGGUGCACAGAAUUGUUCGCCACACAUGGCUUACCGUUGCAGCUCUGCAGUGAUAACGGCCCGCAAUUCAAUAGCCAGCUUUUCAAAGAGUUCCUGCAACAACUAGGCGUUACCCAUAUUACGACAAGCCCUUAUCAUCCCCGCUCCAAUGGUAUGUCUGAAAGAGCCGUACAAGAGGCAAAAAAGCUUCUAAAGAAAUGUUCACGCAGCAGGGUUGAUUUUUAUAUGGCGUUGCUAGAAUGGCGCAACAUCCCCAGAGAUGAUGUUCUGAGGUCCCCUGUGCAGAGACUCAUGGGACGGCAGACCAGGACCCUAUUGCCUGUACCAACCAGCCACCUGGAACCAGAGGCAGUUCCAAGCAAAGCCGUUCACAGCAGGCUCCAGGAGAUCCGUCAAAGCCAGAAGGUGUAUUACAACCGUGGAACAAACGAUCUACCGCCCCUUUCUCCAGGCCAGCCAGUGUCCACAUACGACACCCUCCAGCGAACGUGGUCGCCUGCGGUACUUCUAAGGCCAGCAAACACGCCCCGGUCAGCAAUCAUAAGAACAGAAGAUGGUCGAGAAUUCAGGCGCACAAGAGAACACCUGAGGGAGAGGACGACGCACAGCGACGAUGGCCCCAGAGAAGACCACUUUCCUCAAGAGCUACGCCGAAGCACCAGAACUCGCCACCAGCCCUGUCGAUACCCGCAGCCGGAAAGGCAUAAUUAA